UAGCGUAAGUUACCAUGGCGACGAAACCCGCUAAAAACCAACCCACCUUCUUGAAACCGGCUUCGUGCUACAAGCCACUGGUCUCCGUACAAAAGUUUCCACUUUUUGGUUCUUUGUAAAGUUUCACAAUGAUGUCAAAACAUGUAGGCCUAAGUAGUAUGGAAUAACCCAGAUAAUUACACUUAAUACCUUAACCUUCAUCUGUUCUUUUGUGAUCUACUCAGGGGCGUAGCCAUCAUUUCAGAAGUUCAUCAUUUCAGAAAUAUAUACAUACAUACAUACAUAUAAUACGUCCCCCGCGUACGCCCAUAGAGCUACUUGAUUGUUUGGGGUCCCAGACACCAUAUGAUGUAGUUUUACUAAAACUUGUAUUUUCCGUUUCAAAUGUUUAAAACCUUUUCUGACCUAACUGCAACACAGCAGACAUAUAAUUGAAGGUUUUACCAAUUCUGGCCCCAAUAAAAACAUGUUGCUGAAUACAAAUCCAAACAGACAAGUACUUACAGUCUGAGAACCAAAAAGGGAAUCUUAUUGUUAAACAUUCAAAGCCUAUUAUUCAUUUUUAUUGUGUAAGUAAAAUGUCUGCCUUGUAUUUUAAGUAUUUUGGGGGCUAUUAAUAAAGGAAAUGGUCUCUCGGUGAAUUUCGUCACAGGUUUGCCAAAUAUGACGUUAGUUCAUGUUUCCUGGUGUGAGGGUGUUGAGGGUAAAGUAAACGUGAAUAUAGUGCCGUAGUUUGAGUACGUACUCGGUGUGGCAGUGAGUCAGGGACCAGACACACAUCAACCAUGUUGCAGCUGAAAUGGUUAUUCUCCGUUGUAUAUCUUCUCUCGCGGUGCUCUGUGUGUGAGGCUUAUGUGGUCAGGCGGUCCGGCAAGGCAGAAUCAUCGGAGUCUUUCUCAGGAUUUCUCUCUGACCACCCUUUUAACAGCCUGUCAGGUUCCUGCAAAAACAGGUGCUUUGAACUAGUGGAAAGUGAACCCCCAAACUGUCGCUGUGACAACCUGUGUAAAACACACAAUACUUGUUGCUCAGACUUUGAUGAGCACUGCCUGAAAACAGUGGGUGGCUUUGAGUGCAGUAAAGAGCGCUGUGGUGAAACUCGUAAUGAACAGCAUGCCUGUCACUGCUCAGAGGACUGCAUUGCCAAAGGAGACUGCUGUACCAACUACAGGUCUCUCUGCAAAGGUGAUGUUCCCUGGUUGCAGGAAGAGUGUGAAGAGAUUAAAAACCACGAGUGUCCAGCCGGGUUUGUUCGGCCGCCUGUCAUCAUGCUGUCUGUUGAUGGCUUUCGUGCAUCUUACAUGAAAAGAGGAAGCAUGGUGAUCCCCAAUAUCGAGAAACUCAGAUCAUGUGGAACACAUGCACCAUACAUGAGACCUGUGUACCCCACCAAAACCUACCCAAAUUUGUAUACAAUUACAACAGGGCUUUAUCCUGAGUCGCAUGGAAUUGUGGGUAACUCCAUGCAUGAUCCUGGCUUUGAUGCCAACUUUAACAUUCGAGGGAAAGAAAAGCUCAACCAUCGAUGGUGGGGAGGACAACCUAUCUGGAUAACAGCAGUGAAACAAGGAAUAAAGGCUGGUACAUUUUUCUGGCCAGUUGUCAUUCCAUUGGAAAGGAGAGUUCUGACCAUGUUGCAGUGGCUUCACCUUCCGGAUGCGGAGAGGCCAUAUGUUUAUGCAAUGCAUUCUGAACAGCUGGAUUCCUAUGGCCACAAACUAGGACCCCACAGCACUGAGCUUGACAGUGCACUGAAGGACAUUGAUAAGGUGAUUGGACAGCUAAUGAAUGGCCUGAAACAGAUGAAACUGCACCGUUGUGUCAAUAUCAUCUUGGUUGGAGACCAUGGCAUGGAGGAAGCUCAUUGUGACCGCACAGAGUUCCUGAGCUCUUACAUGUCCAACACUGAGGACAUCAUCCUAAUUCCUGGGUCACUGGGAAGAAUCCGAGCCCGAAAUCCAAACAACUCUAAAUAUGAUGCAAAAGCAGUUGUAGCAAACCUUACGUGUAAAAAGCCAGACCAGCACUUCAAACCAUACUUGAAGCAGCAUCUUCCCAAACGUUUGCAUUAUGCCAACAACCACAGAAUUGAGGAGGUUCACUUGAUGGUUGAGAGGAAAUGGCACAUCGCACGGAAGUUCUAUGAAUCAAAAAGGAAUCAUGGGAAAUGUGGGUUUGCUGGUGAUCACGGAUAUGACAAUAAAAUCAACAGCAUGCAGACCAUUUUCCUUGGAUAUGGACCAUCUUUCAAAUUCAAAACAAAAAUUCCACCAUUUGAGAAUAUUGAGCUUUAUAAUGUCAUGUGUGAUCUCCUUGGCUUGAAGCCUGCCCCUAAUAAUGGUACCCAUGGUAGCCUUAACCAGCUCUUGAGGGCCCCUGUACACAUACCCAGCAUGCCUGAAGAAGUGUCCAAGCCAAACCCUGCAGGACCAGUCACAGCUCUUAAUGAUGACCUGGGCUGCACCUGUGAAGACAAGAACAAAGUGGAAGAGCUCAAUCAACGACUGAGACAAGUUAUUGAUGACAACAAAAAUCUUCCUUACGGUCGGCCAGCAGUCAUGAUCCUCACCAAAUACUACAUCCUUCAUCAUAAUGACUACAUUAGUGGUUACAGUGAAGCUUUGUCCAUGCCUCUCUGGACGUCUUAUACUGUAUCUAAGCAGGUAGAUUUCACUCCUCUGACUGAGGCUCUGAGCAACUGUGUUCGGCCUGAUAUUAGAGUUCCUACAGUCUACAGUCAGUCCUGCUCAAACUACCGUGCAGACAAACAGAUCUCCUACAGCUUCCUCUAUCCACCUCAGUUGUCCUCCUCUCAGGGAGUGAGAUAUGAUGCUGUUCUCAUUACCAACACUGUACCAAUGUAUCCAGCAUUCAAACGUGUGUGGGGUUAUUUUCAGAAAUCACUUGUGAGACGUUAUGCUAGUGAGAGAAAUGGAGUGAAUGUGGUUGUUGGACCCAUCUUCGACUAUGACUACAAUGGUCUUAGGGAUUCAGCAGAGACAAUAAAACAGUAUGUCAGUGGCUAUGUGCAAAUCCCAAGUCAUUACUACAUUGUGGUUACAAGUUGUCUGGAUUACACACAGAGUGUUGACUCCUGUGUUGGUCCUCUCAGUGUGUUCUCUUUCAUCCUUCCACACCGAUCAGAUAAUGAUGAAAGCUGUAAUAGUUCAGAGGACGAGACAAAGUGGGUCGAGGAACUGAUAAAGACACACACAGCACGUAUAAGAGACGUGGAGUUACUUACAGGACUGGACUUUUAUCGCCGCACUAGCAGGACCUAUGAGGAGAUCCUCUCUUUAAAAACGUACUUACACACAUAUGAGAGUGAGAUCUAAACCACUGCAUCCCCGCAUUAGCAUUCCCUCCAUCUUAACUGUCGGGAUGCAGAAGUAAGGUGUAUAUUUUUUAAUAUACUUAUUUUGUAUAACUUAUUUAUUGUUCUUUCAUUUCUAAUCCUUAAGUGGUUUUUUUUAACAUUCUCCUCCUUAAUGACAGUGACUUAUAUG
This is a messenger RNA of Sinocyclocheilus rhinocerous, 3506 nucleotides long. RefSeq names its product ectonucleotide pyrophosphatase/phosphodiesterase family member 2-like. Lineage: Eukaryota; Metazoa; Chordata; Actinopteri; Cypriniformes; Cyprinidae. The transcript has 25 exons. The record is from RefSeq and is a predicted model, not a curated record. Gene Ontology annotation, biological process: immune response; phosphatidylcholine catabolic process. Gene Ontology annotation, molecular function: scavenger receptor activity; phosphodiesterase I activity; calcium ion binding. Bases 786 to 3335 code for a protein of 849 amino acids.